Messenger RNA from Sorghum bicolor (sorghum), 1964 nucleotides. Its product is annotated as ankyrin-1. The transcript has 11 exons. Lineage: Eukaryota; Viridiplantae; Streptophyta; Magnoliopsida; Poales; Poaceae. The record is from RefSeq and is a predicted model, not a curated record. Bases 166 to 1479 code for a protein of 437 amino acids. Gene Ontology annotation, molecular function: protein binding.
CGUUAACACGACCCAAAAGAAUUCCCGCUUCCCGCUCUUUCCCGUUCCCCCCGUCUCCGGCCUCCCAUUCUCAAGUCUCCACCAUCCGACAUCCGCCUACCUGCUAUUCUAACCUUCUCGAGCCUUCCAGAACCUCCUCGGGGACUUGCGCCCGAGAUCUCCACCAUGGCCUCCUCCCCACCCUCCUCCGGCGUCCUGCCGCCCUCGUAUCCGCUGCGCCUCCGGGAACCCCCGCUCACGCUCCGUAACCCUAGGUCCAUCCUCCCCGUGGCCGACUUGGCGGCGCUGCUCCUUCGCGCCGCUUACGAUGGCGACGUUCCCCAAUUAAAGACGCUGGUGAAGCGGCUGAGGAAGGCAGGGAAGAGCGUGGAUGAGGCGAUGACGGAAAUCAGGGCCUCGUGGUACAAGGGUCAAGGACCGCUGCACAUGGCAGCAUUGUCAGGGAAGACGGCUGUGUGCAAAUUGCUCAUUAAGGAUCUCAAGCUCGAUGUCGACGCGGCUGUCUACGAUGGUGUGACACCUCUCAGUCUUGCAAUACUUGGUACUGCAUCUGCAGCCGUUACAAGGCUGCUUCUUGAUCAUCAUGCUGAUCCGAACAAAGCAGCCUUUGAUGGGUGUACACCGCUCCAUCUAGCAGCAACUCGAGAUGCCUACGAAAUUGCAGAGUUACUAUUGUCUAGACGAGCUUAUGUUGACCCUGUAUCAGAAUGUGGAACUCCACUGUACAUUGCUGCCAAGAAUGGAAGUGCUAAAAUGCUGAAGUUAUUGUUGCGGCAUCAGGCAGAUCCCAAUAGAAUAGUGUGCACACCUCUGAAAGCAAUCUCUGCAUGUUCAUUGGAAGGCAUGGAACUACCUACUAAGGCUCAUGCUGAUGUCAAUGCUGGUACUGUAACCCCACUAAUAGCAGCUGCAUAUGCUGGCUCAACUGAUUGCAUCAAAUGUUUGUUGAAAGCUGGUGCUGAUGCGAAUAUACCUGAUCAGAAUGGUAGAGUGCCAAUAGAAUUUGCUGCAACCCAAAGAUGGAAGGAAUGUGUUGAUGUUCUUUUCCCUGUCACAACCCCUUUGGCUAAGGUUGCUGAUUGGAGCACUACUGGAAUAAUUGAACACUCAAAACUUAUGAGUUCAAAACCACAGGAUGAAAAUGAUGGAUCUGAUUUUGAAGCACAAGGGGAUGCCGCAAUUGGUAAAAGUGAUUAUGCUCAUGCAUUGACUCUUUAUACGAUGGCCGUGGAGAUCAACCCAGAUGAUUCAAGCUUGUAUGCAAAGAGGAGUCUUUGUUCGCUUCAUGCAGGUGAUAAAAGCAAGGCUUUGGAUGAUGCUAAUAUCUACAAAGAUAUGCAGCCAGAAUUAUCAAAAUCGCGCUCUGAGCAAGCAGCAGCUCUGAUACUGGUGAAGGAGUAUGAUAGAGCAGUUGAAGUUCUCAUGACGGGUUUGAGCCUGGAUUUUGAAAGGAAACCAACUGACAAGGCAUUGAGGUAACCUCUGCUAUGGUUGGUUCAGUUCUUUUGGUUUGGAAGUGAGGACCAUCCCUGAAGAAAGUUGCUACAGAAAAAGGUAAAAAGAAAAUGCCCAAGGCAAGAUGAAAUUUGUUAGGCUAGAAGAAGAGAGUUUGCUAGCAGUUUAGACUACUGGCUACUGCACAGCAUGGGCAAGAUACUCAAAAGGCGGUGCCCUUUUUAUUUUGUUGGAUCCUGCAUCUUAUCUCGAACCUGCCAAUGUUGUGACGGUAGUAGAAGCUGCACGGUAUGCGUGAUAUACCUAGGGAUGGGCAUGAAUUAAUCCAUCGAUCCUCUGGUGCAACUUAGUUAUCUUUUUUUUUUUACUAACUCGGAAGUUGAACCAGAGUGGAUCCAGAGGUAUCCAUCAAUAUAAUGUGCUCGUCUCCGUCCAUCCAUUUUGGUAUGAUCAAACAGCGCUGCUCGGCUGAAGAUCUUUAAUAAACGCAAAAAAAAAGUGAUUAUUAA